This is a messenger RNA of Cucumis melo (muskmelon), 3372 nucleotides long. Its product is annotated as replication factor C subunit 1. The transcript has 23 exons. Lineage: Eukaryota; Viridiplantae; Streptophyta; Magnoliopsida; Cucurbitales; Cucurbitaceae. Gene Ontology annotation, cellular component: DNA replication factor C complex; nucleus. The record is from RefSeq and is a predicted model, not a curated record. Gene Ontology annotation, biological process: DNA repair; DNA replication. Gene Ontology annotation, molecular function: ATP binding; DNA clamp loader activity; DNA binding. The coding region runs from base 241 to 3162 and encodes 973 amino acids.
GUUCAAAAGUGACGAGGCCGCCUCUAUGGGUCUGGGAAGAUGACGUGGCAUAAUACUUUUGUACGACACACAACCUUCACCCGCCAGAAUCCUCGAGCCAUUGCAGUCUCCUUCUAGCUUCCAAGGCACGGAGGCCGCCGGCGAUCUUCAACCAACGCGAACCGAAAGAGCAUUGUUGAACGGUGAAGUAGACAGUGGAGUGGCGUUUCUUGCCUUUCGCUCUCCCCUUUGUAUUUUACAAUGGGGGAUAUUAGAAAAUGGUUCAUGAAAGCACACGACAAAGACAACGGCAGUGGGUCAAAGAAAGCAAAACCUGCUCCAAGCAGCUUAGAGAAAUCCAUUUCAGCUGAACUACAGUCCGGAAAAACAGGGCCAAGUGGUGGAGAAAGUACUGGCAGACGGAUAACUAGCAAGUAUUUUGCAUCAGAGAAGCAGAAGGCCAAGGAUACAGAAGAAACAGAGGUACCCCCGAUCAUAGGAAAGUCCCCACAGGAUACUAAGGAAUCACCAGCCAAAAGAAAGUUUCAAAAGUAUAAUGGGGAAUCACCGAAAGCUUCACCUCUAAAAAAAUCAAACAAAAUUGAUGACAACGAUGAUGAUGCUGUUCUUUGUAGUUCUAAAAAGAACAUGUCUGAAGUCACUCCCAACAAAAAGUUGAAGAGUGGUUCUGGAAAGGGAAUUACACAGAAACCUGUUGAAAUGGAAGCGAGUGAUGAUGAGGAAACCAAGGGCACCGAUUCUUCUCUAAAGCCAAGUGGAAGGGGUAGGGGUGGAAGAGGUUCGUCUGCUGCAACCAUUGGUGGUAGAGGCAGAGGUGGUGGUGGGCGGGGUGGAUUUAUGAAUUUUGGGGAAAGGAAAGAUCCUCCACACAAAGGGGAAAAGGAAGUCCCUGAAGGUGCUCCGGACUGUUUAGCCGGUUUAACUUUUGUAAUUAGUGGAACCCUUGACAGUCUGGAACGAGAAGAAGCAGAAGAUUUGAUUAAACGCCAUGGUGGCCGAGUAACUGGAUCUGUCAGCAAAAAAACAAAUUAUCUACUAUGUGAUGAAGAUAUUGGUGGCCGAAAAUCGUCAAAAGCAAAAGAGCUGGGAACUGGUUUUCUCACUGAGGAUGGCUUGUUUGACAUGAUCCGUGCAUCUGGCAAAAAAGCUCCUCCUAGGCAAGAUCCUAAAAAAUCUAUGGUUAAAUCUGAGGAAUCUCCGACGGAGAAAAAAUUCCAGAAAGUACAAGCAAAAUCCCACAAAGAUUUGACUGCUGGUGCUUCACCUGCUAAGCAAAAAAGCCGAACAGCUGAGUUCUCUAACCUAACAUGGACAGAAAAAUAUAGGCCCAAGGUUCCAAAUGACAUUAUAGGGAAUCAGUCACUGGUCAAACAACUUCAUGAUUGGUUGGCACAUUGGAACGAAAACUUCCUAGAUGUUGGAAGCAAAAAGAAGGUUAAAAAGGCCAGUGAUUCUGGUGCGAAAAAAGCUGUCUUGUUAUGUGGAGGUCCUGGCAUAGGUAAAACUACAUCGGCUAAGUUGGUUAGCCAGAUGCUUGGUUUUGAGGCUAUAGAGGUAAAUGCCAGCGACAAUAGGGGUAAAUCAGAUGCCAAAAUUCAAAAGGGAAUUGGUGGAAGCAAUGCAAAUUCUAUAAAGGAGCUUAUCAGCAAUGAAUCACUUCAUUUCAAAAUGGAUCAGCCAAAACAUCACAAAACUGUGUUGAUCAUGGAUGAGGUAGAUGGAAUGUCUGCUGGAGAUAGGGGUGGAGUUGCUGAUCUGAUUGCGAGCAUUAAGAUGUCCAAAAUUCCAAUUAUCUGCAUCUGUAAUGACCGUUACAGCCAGAAACUGAAAAGCCUUGUGAACUAUUGUCUUAUUCUCAGCUUUAGGAAACCUACAAAACAACAGAUGGCAAAAAGAUUGAUUCAAGUUGCAAAUGCAGAAGGCCUUCAAGUUAAUGAGAUUGCUCUUGAGGAACUUGCAGAAAGAGUAAAUGGGGAUAUGCGUAUGGCACUAAAUCAGUUGCAGUACCUGAGUCUGUCUAUGUCAGUUAUUAAAUAUGAUGAUAUUCGGCAACGGCUUCUGAGCAGUAGGAAAGAUGAAGACAUCUCACCCUUCACUGCUGUUGAUAAGCUGUUUGGUUUUAAUUCUGGGAAGUUAAGGAUGGAUGAACGGAUUGAUCUCAGCAUGAGUGAUCUUGAUCUAGUCCCUCUUCUUAUUCAGGAAAAUUAUAUUAAUUAUAGGCCAAGUGGUGUUAGCAAGGAUGACAAUGGGAUCAAACGGAUGGAUUUGAUUGCCCGUGCAGCUGAAUCAAUUGCAGAUGGGGAUAUAAUCAAUGUACAGAUUCGAAGGCAUCGACAGUGGCAACUUUCUCAAAGUAGUUGUAUUGCUUCUUGUAUAAUCCCAGCUUCGUUAUUGCAUGGGCAAAGAGAAACGCUUGAGCAGUUUGAGCGUAAUUUUAAUAGAUUUGGUGCAUGGCUGGGAAAGAAUUCCACAUUUGGAAAAAAUAUGAGACUUUUGGAGGAUUUGCAUGUUCACAUUCUUGCUUCUCGCGAAUCCUGUUCAGGGAGGGAACACCUACGAGUUGAGAACCUUACUCUGUUUCUAAAGAGGUUGACUGAACCACUGCACACGCUGCCUAAGGAUGAGGCUGUUAAAACAGUGGUUGAAUUUAUGAGCCUAUACUCAAUCAGUCAGGAGGAUUUUGAUACUGUUCUUGAGUUGUCAAAAUUUCAGGGUCGUAAGAAUCCACUAGAUGGAGUUGCCCCCGCAGUCAAAGCUGCUCUAACCAAGGCAUACAAAGAAGCAAGCAAGACACACAUGGUGCGGGCUGCAGAUCUUAUUACACUUCCUGGAAUGAAAAAAGCCCCCAAGAAGCGAAUUGCAGCAAUUCUAGAACCUACUGAGGAUACUGUUGAAGGUGCUGGGGGAGAGACAUUGGUGGAAAGUGAUGAUGAAAACUCUGUGGACAAUGAGGGCGAAGAAAACUCCACAAAUGGUGAGAAGCUGCAAUUAGAACUUCAAAGCUUGAACAAGAAAGGAAUGCAAGUGCAAUUGGAUUUGAAGGGUGUGGAAGAUUCAAGCGCCAAGAAAUCCGGUGGCAGAGGAAGAGGAGGUAGAACUUCCCAGGCUUCAGAGAAGAAAAGUGGUCGAGGUUCAGGAUCUGCCACAAAGAGGAAAAGAUGAAAUAACACGCUUCAAGACUUCGGGUAAUGUUAUGUUUACCUUCGUCCUAUGCAUGCAUCAGUUUGCUGGUUAAUGUGUUUUGAACUGCUAGAAGAAUACAUAACCUUGUAUAUGCCACAUGCUACAUGGGCCUUUUUGACGUAUAACAGAAACAUGCUUUUUGUAUCAACCAUUUUGACUUGGAAUAGAAAUGAGACCGUGUUUUCGCCA